Molecule: messenger RNA, 2045 nt
Organism: Schistosoma rodhaini
Lineage: Eukaryota; Metazoa; Platyhelminthes; Trematoda; Strigeidida; Schistosomatidae
Source: the annotation of a GenBank genome assembly
UCAAAAUAUUAGUUUUUUAUUAUUUCGUAUUACAAAGAGUAAAGUGCAUAUAAAUUAUUUUGUGUAAUACUGUUACACAAUUCGUUCAAAGUCCAGUAUCACCCCGGAACAGGAACGGAUACAAACACUAGAGUUACGGUUUGUAUACAUACGCGCAUACACAAAGAACCAGUCACCCACCCACCCACUUACGAACGCAUACAUACAUCGUACACAUCAGCACGAACACUGGCACAUAGUAAUUAAAAAAAUACGUAAACCAUCAAGGAGAACAUUUUUCAGAGCAAGAGAGAGAGAGAGAUAAAUACUUUAAUUAUUGUUGUUUUAAAAUCUGAUUAAUACUUACUGUUAUUUUAAAUAUUAUCAACGGAGAUAUAUAUGUAUAUAAAUGUUAUUAAAAACGCGAGGUAGUUAACUGCUAAUAAAUCAACUCUGAAUACUUAUUCAUAGAUAUAUAUAAAAAAGCUUUUUUCAAAUUGAAAUUACAUUGAGGAAAAUUUGACUGGAACCUCUGUUAUCAUUAUAUGCUACUUGUAUUAUAUUUGGAAAUACCGUUAUUUUCUUUGCGAUUAAUCCAUAUAUUUCACCAACUGCUUGAACACUAUCAUCAACAACCAACUUGAUAGCAAAGAAUCAGUCAGGCAAUAGCACACACAGCCACGAGAAAACAUUCGGAAUCAUUUUUACCUACUACUAUUACUACUAAUAAUAAUCACAAAUUAUUUCACAUGUUAUUUAGUUCAGCGUUAUUUUUUGGAAAGUCUUCAUCAGUAACUCAUUUAAUUCUAUUAUUUUUUACUAUAUAUUCUAUUCCGAUUAAAAUAAUUCAUGGAAGUUGUGAACCAGCUCAAUCUGUAAUUAUAUGUACCAAUGAAUUCCCAUCAAGUUCGUUUCUAAAUAAUUUAACUGGUAAAUAUGAAUUGAUUAUAAGAAGUGUAAAAACUAAACUAGACAUUAAAUCAUUUGAAAAAUAUCAAGGUGCACAAAUUAAACGUUUACAAAUCGAAAAAUCUACUAUUUAUUCAAUUGAACCGAAAUUUUUUAAUAUAUUUAGUCGUAAUAGUCUAGAACGCUUAUCAUUGAGUAAUGUCGAUGGUCCGUAUCGUUUAGAUGCUCAAUCUCUAGCUGGUCUUAGUGAAAAAUUAAAUACAUUGCGUAUUAAUGAUCAUGUAUUAGAUAACAUUGAUGAUUUUGUUAUAUUAAAUAAAUUAACACGAUUAUAUCUUGUUCGAACACAUUUAACACAAUUACCAAAUAAUUUUAAACAAUUACUAACACAUUUGGAAGAUAUUAACUUAUCUGAAAACUUAUUAACUUAUAUACCAUGGAAAGAACUAGCUGAACGUAUACAAAACGAUCAAUUUUUAAAAAUCCAACUAAGUGAAAAUUUAUGGAAUUGCGAUUGUAGUGUAAAACCAUUAAUUGAAUUGAAACCGGAAGCGAAAGCUAAAAUUUAUGAGUUUCGUUGUCAUACCCCGGAAAACUUGAAAUCUCGCGAACUGAUUGAAUUAACAGUUGAUGAUGUAUGUAAAGAAGAAUUAAGUCAAUCAGUGAUACCAUCGAAAGAUUUAUCAUCAAAUUAUAAUAUCGGUGUAUUCGAUCAGUAUCAACCAACUGGACAAGACAAUAGUAAUCAACAACAAAAUGGUGAUUUCGGUGGAAUAUUAGGUCGCCAUGAUUUGAAACCAGUCAAUGCAGAUGGUAAUGAACAACAAUUGGCUACCGCUGGUAGUAGUGGUAUUUCCAUUGAAAUGAUCAUUGUAAUUUGUGUUGUCAUAGCAUGUAUUAUUGUUAUCAUCAUAAGUUUAAUUGUUUAUUCGUCACGUAAACGUACACAACGUAGAAAACAACAAGAGAGAAAUCUUGGUGUUUCACAUAAAACGAAUUCAUAUUGUGCUGUCAUUGAACAUAAUCCAUCAAGUCGUACACCAAGUGAAAAACAAGCCACUUCUCAAUCACCAUAUAAUUAUUCUCGUGGUAUUUCACAGCCAGAAAAAGAACCUUUAGCUCAUGGUUAUGGUAAUUAUCGAGACGGACGUUUGUAA